Messenger RNA from Alligator sinensis (Chinese alligator), 1517 nucleotides. RefSeq names its product cyclin Q (gene CCNQ). Bases 580 to 1326 code for a protein of 248 amino acids. The record is from RefSeq and is a predicted model, not a curated record. Gene Ontology annotation, cellular component: nucleus. Gene Ontology annotation, biological process: regulation of transcription by RNA polymerase II. The transcript is spliced from 6 exons. NCBI's taxonomy places the organism in Eukaryota, Metazoa, Chordata, Crocodylia, Alligatoridae. Gene Ontology annotation, molecular function: cyclin-dependent protein serine/threonine kinase regulator activity.
CCAAUCAAAGAAAAGAAGCAGGGGAGGAGGGGUAGACCUUACGCCUGGUGCCUACACGCCUCAAACGGGGAAGUACAGCGUCGUGAUUGACCCAAUCGGAGAAGACGAGACUCGCGCGGAAGGUAGGGAGACCACCGUGCACCGCAUGUUCUGAUUGGUUGGCCCGUCUCAGCCUGCAGCCAAUCCGCGGCGAGAGACUACAAGGACCGCCCUCCCUUCGGAGAUCGGGUGUCCUUGGCGAAUGCCUGUCAGAAAUGGGGCAGGGGGCAAGAAUCACCUUUAGAUCCAAGCCGAGGGGGAACGUAAUUCGUCUCCUACCCCACUCUGACCGCUGAGAACGGCGAAGUAGGGAGCGCCUUUCCCAUCCGGCACUGAGUGGGCCGCCCCAAACUACGGCAAGAGGACCGCGAGUUCUCGAAAGCGCGUCGUGAUGUCAGUGGUAAGGAGUGGUUGGGAGCCUGGUGUCAUGGCAUACGUAUAUCCAGGUGAUGUCACCCUGGUACAGGGGAGCCCCAGGUGAUUAUGUGACGUCAUCAGCCUGUGUAGUGAUAUCAGGCUAGUGGAGGUGUUAGGGACCACAUGGGCCCCCUGGAGGGUGACAAGACCGAGGCCCGUACCCACUUCAAGGUGGCCAGGUUCAUCAUGGAGGCGGGGGUGAAGCUGGGGCUGCGCUCAGUGCCACUGGCCACAGCUUGUACCCUCUACCACCGGUGGACAGUAGCUGGUGGGGGUGGGACUGACCCCUACCUGGUCGCCAUGACAGCACUCUACCUGGCUGGGAAGGUGGAGGAGCAGCACCUGCGCAGUCGUGAUGUCCUCAACGUCUGUCACCGGUACCUGCACCCCAGUAGCCCUCCCCUGGAUCUGGAUGCCCGGUUCUGGGAGCUGCGUGACAGCCUGGCUCAGUGCGAGCUACUGCUGCUACGAUGCCUCUGCUUCCGUGUCUCCUUCCAACACCCACACAAGUACCUGCUACAUUACUUGCUGUCUCUGCAACCGUGGCUGAACCGACAUGCAUGGGGCAGAGCACAUGUGACACGGGCCGCCUGGGCUCUGCUGCGGGACAGCUACCAUGGGCCCUUGGGGCUGCAACACCCACCCCAGCACCUGGCAGCUGCCAUCUUAGCCCUGGCUUUGGCCUGCUACGGCCUUGUGCCCCCCUGCACUCCCACUCCCUGGUGGCAGGUAAGGCCGCAUAACCCAGGCAUCUGUACUUCUAGUCCCCAUUACCCCCACUGCCCUUCUUGUGCGGAGGAACCCAGGUAUUUGGGCUCCCCUGUGCUCCCUCCUGGAGUAAGAAGAGAACCCAGAUGUCCAAGAGCCUGAUGUCCAGGCUGGGGAGGGAACCCUGGAGCUGGGCCAGAGGGAACCCCAGGCAUCCAGGCCUCGCCCCUUCCCAGGUACUGAGCGAGGACCUGGAGGAGGCUGACCUGGCACGGAUCGUGGGGGAGUUGCUGCAGCUCUACGCCCUUGACGCUGACCUCACCUGACCCCUCCCAGGAUCUGGGCCUAGGUGG